GUGGGAAGUUGCUUGAUUAUCCGUGAUGGUUUUGGCGAGUUGUAGAAGCCCUAAGCGAUGUACCUCCAAAUUUGAGGUCAGCUUUCCUUUCUCACUCUGUUGAGGUGUGAAAUCGGCAUCGUUAAAGAAAGUGUAGGAAAAAAUAGGAAAAAGUGAUUUGUUUCGAGAUGAACUAUGAAAAUAGAAGAAGGACGAUUUGAAAAUGGCAGCACCUUUUGCUUUUGCCGGAAAAAAACUGUUCAAAGCGAGAAAUUAAACUGAGAAACACGCGUCUAUCGUAGAUUUGUCCAACAUGCUAGUCAUACGAGUCUGCAGGAGUGCAAACGAGGCUAUAUGAGAAAGGAGGUUUUGGAUUUGGUCGGGAUGUAGCUAUCUUAAUCUUCACGAUUAGGAUUAAGUAUUGUUCUUUGUAGUUGUUAGAGCUUAAACUCGAAAACGAAAUAAAUGGGCUAUUUCAUUUAACAUGUAUUCUUCAACAAAUAUUAAAGGUAAACAACUACUUAGCUACUCUUGAGUAUCUUGUUGAAUGGUAUAGCUGCUCCUUGUAGUCAGGAGUUGAGAAACAAAAUCAAUGUUGGUGCUUCAACUACCGAGGCUCGCUGCGCAGGGAGGGAUGUUACGGAAGCCGCUGCAGGCUUCCGGAGCCUCCGUCCAGAGUCGGAUGUUUUUUUCAACUUCAACACCGUCGCAGUCCUCGCAAGAGUACAUUCUCAAGUUUGGAAAGCACCGUGGCCUCCGAAUCGAUGAAGCGCCAGAAGACUAUCAGAAAUGGCUUAUGAAAGCACGAGUACUUACUUACAGUUUUUUGCAGGCGUCGACUACUCGUCUCUUAGUUCAUUCAUUUCGAUUAGUUUUUACGUAGUGUUAGUCUUUUCACAUUACUCGCUGCAGGGGACAUUGUUUUUGAUCUCUGUGUUGGUCUUGGCUUAAAUUGUUAGCUUCUUUUCAAGAUGCGGUUCCACGGCCCCUAUCGGAGGGAUAACUAAGCAUCUACAGACUUUCCCAAUUUUAGGUUUAUCAGGGGAAGCCGGAUAUGGCCGCAGCAUUGGAGGCCCUUGGCUACAGACCGGAGCAAUUUGAGUACUCUUCAUACUUCUAGAAUCUACAUGCUUACGUUUUAUAUGGCUGAUCAUGUUCCACUUCCUAAUCCUAUCCCAUUCCCAACUAUUCGAUAUUUAUAUAUACAUGCCCAGAAAGCGGGCCCAUCAAGGGCCCGCUGCCCUGGGCAUAGGUUAUUUAACAACUGCCUAGGCAGCUACUUAUAUAUAUAAGACAAAGAAACGGAGUCGGAGUAGAAAGUCGGUACGUCACCAAGCGACGGACGGCAUGCUUCCGCGUUCUGAGUAUAUUAAUUGCGCGGCUACUAAUAUCUGUCGCUUGAUGUGUAUUUUUUCCAGGAAUGCCGUGGAGGUCACGCAAAUUCAUAUGAAUUCUCGUGACCUCCACGAGGAGAAUCCAGCAAAAAAGCGGGGACAAGCUGGCUCCGAAUGAGCCAGCAGACUGGCCAUGGCUAAGGUAGGAAGCUGGCAGUCGCUGUGGCUAGGCAAGCAAGCUGGGCACCGUUAUGGCUAAGCUAGGUAGCAGGCUGGCGCGGCCAUGGCUAAGCUAGCAAGCUGGCCACGGUUAAACUAGCAAGCUGGUGACGAUUGAGCUAGCAAGCUGGCCUUUAAGGAAAGGAGGGGCCUACUAUUAGCCUAGGUCUAUUACAAGUGGCCCUUAAGGGGCCUCCUUAAGGAGCUUUUUUGGGCCUUAAGGAAGACUUUAUAGCAAUUUUUUUAUGAUAGAAGAAAUUUCUUAAGGAAUGCCAUUUCCUUAAGGAAGCCCCUUAAGGGAGGCAUGAGUUUUAGGAACCUUGCCUAUCCUACAGAUACUAAUAACAAAUAAAUAUGACCAUUUUCAGUUCUGCAACUUAUAUAUUUUUAUAAAUAGAUAUAUGCUUGUCGCGGAUCAUGUGACAAGCUGUUUGUCGUGUUGUGAGGAUGAUGAGGUCAAAAUCGCGCGACAAGUGAAGCUGAGAUCGUUACGCCCCAUAUUAAGCAACAACUUACCACUCUUGUAGGGGCGAGGAGUACCCGCAGACGUCGCCGCGUGGGAGAUAUGGUGGCGGCUAUGGUGGAUCAUAUGGCGGGAAUCACAGGAACUAUGGAGCGCCCCGAUCCUACAACCAGCAACAAGGCGGAUACAACAACAACGGGGGCUACGGGAACUACAGAGGGAACAAUAUGCGAAAUAGUUAUAAUAGCGGAUACAAUAACCGUGGACCUUACGUUCCCUCCGAGAAGAAAUGGGAAUCCCUCAAAGUUGAAGCUGAAUACUGGUACUGGUUCUUCACGUAAGCACUACCGGAGAAUAUACUUACAAAAUUUUGAACGGCGCCACCAUCAAUUGACUAACUCACCUCGAUCUUGAUACCCGCUAGGCUUGUCCAGACAUUUGGGUUUUGUAUUAUACUACACAAAUUAAUAGGCAGCACCAGAAGAUAUAUGGGCACAACAAGAAAUCCUCACAAACCCCUUUUUUCAUGAAGUAAUUGCGGAACUACAGGUACAGGAGCUGGCGUUUAAUCUGGUAAAUCGUGAUCAACUACUAUUUAUAAUUUCUUACAAUUUACUAUCCUGGAGCGCCCGACAACACCCCCUCGCGCUAGGAUUCCCCUCCUCCCGAAGUAACCCCCGGAGCACUAAGCUUGCCUGGAGUUCAAUUUUUUGGAUUUGAUUUACUCGAAUCCGAAAAUUUUCGAUUUUCGCAAGUUUGUCUGGGAGUCAAUUUCUUGGGUUUGGAUUUUUUCUCAAAUCCAGAAAUUUACAAUUUUAGCAAAUUUUUUCUGGCAUUCAAUUCCUUGGGCUUGAGAACUCAAAUCCAAAAAUUUUCGACUUUAGCAAGUUUUUCGGGGAUACAAUCCCCUGGGUUUGGAUUGCUCAAAUCCGAACACUUUCGACUUUGGCAAAAACAUUGCGGAGCUUUUCUGAGAUUCAACCUUUUCCCCAAAUCCAAAAGUUUUCGACUCUAGCGAGUUUUGCUGAGGUUCAACCUCUUGGGUUUGAAUUGCUCAAGUCCAAAAAUUUUCGAUUUUCGCGAGUCUUGCUGCGAUUCAACUUCUUGGAUGUGAAUUCCUCAGGUCAAAAAUUUGCGAUUUCAGCGAGUUUCUCUGCGAUUCAAUUUCUUGGGUUUCAAUUUCUCAAAUCCAAAAGCUCUCGACUUUAGCAAGUUUUUCAGAGGUUCAAUCUCUUGGGUUUCAAUUUCUCAAGUCCAAAAAUUUCCGAUUUGCACAGGUUUGCCCGAGAUAGAUUCAAUCUCUUGGAUUUGAAUCCCCAAACUUCAGAAGUUUUUGACUUUAGCCAGUUACUCUGAGACUCAAUUUCUUGGAUUUGCUUCGUAAGGUCAAUUUCUUGGAUUUGAAUUCCUCAAAUCCCAAAAUUUUUGAUUUUCCCUAGUUUUUCUGAAAUUCAAUUUCUUGGAUUUGAUUCGCAAGCUCAUAAGUUCCGAAGUUCAUAAGUUCCGAAGUUCGCUUCGUAAGUUCAUAAGUUCGCUUCGUAAGUUCGUUUCGUAAGUUCAUAAGUUCUUGAGGUCAUAAGUUCAUAAGUUCCUAAGUUCGUGAGUUCAUAAGUUCGCGAGUUCAUGAGUUCGUGAGUUCAUGCGUUCAAAUGUGAAAGCGUGAGAGUUUGGGGCUUGGGGUUUGGAAGUGGGAGAUCGAGAGUUUGGGGGGGUCGUUGUUGUUUUUUAAUUUAGCUCUUUAAUAUUCUCAUGAAGAUUCCUGAAGUUCACUACAGGACCGAUUGUCGUACGACCAAAAAGUCUGAGCGGGCACCUGACUUCAAACAUAAACAAGAUAUGGGUCUCGCUUUGUGGCUUGUUAAGGCUGUGGGAGGUGAUUCAUCUACUUACUUUUUUUGCAUCUGUGAAAAGUAUUCCACUGGAAUACCGAAUUCGACAAGGCGCAUGUCAGAGAUGGAUAUAAUAUAUAUUAGAAUUAGACAGCCCUAAGAUUGAGUCGAAAAAUACGCCAGAUUGGGCCCGCACCUAUGACUGGGACUUGCAUUUCGAAAAAGCUGGUUGUGGAGCGGCCGACACAACAGAAUCACCGUCUCCAGCUUCAGCAGAUAACAGGAGCACACCAGCACCCGGGUCAACACCGUCCUCCUAAAUAAGUGGUCGUAGACCGUUGA
Molecule: messenger RNA, 4166 nt
Organism: Amoebophrya sp. A25
Lineage: Eukaryota; Dinophyceae; Syndiniales; Amoebophryaceae
Source: the annotation of a GenBank genome assembly